AUACGUAGGGAAUGCUGGAAAAGUAUUCAAAUCUUUGAACCCAACAUUUUACCACAUAGCAGGCACAGUGUGUACCUGUAUUCAUAUCCCCUUAGCCUUUCUUAAGGGAAAGUAAGGUAGUUCAUGAAAUGUGUACAUAUGUUGAUUUUUACGGCGUGUUGGGUACAUUGCAAUGCUAGAAGAAAUGUAUUAGAUUAAGUGACUUGGGAAUAUGUGACAAAAGGAAUGGUUAUAGAGCGAAUAAAAUCAUCUUUCAUACUUUGUACAUUUCUGCGAGUAAAAUCUUUAAUUCUUCGUACAUUUCCGGGUUACAAGAUAUUAUCUCACGGAUGUUUCCGCAAGUAUAAUUCAAGGACGUUUGGAAUGGAUCAGAAGAAUGAAAAAGAGAAAGAAUGUCUUGACAGUGAGAAGAAAGUCAUCAUUGAAGGCAAGGCCGAGUUGCUGCUCUCUAUUUCCAGAGAUGUGUUUUACAACCCUGUCCAGGAAUUCAAUAGGGAUUUAAGUAUUGCAGUUCUGACGUUGUGUGCUGAGGACCAUCAUCAGAAAGUGUGGGAGAGGAAAGUGAAGGAAAACGAGAAAGUACACAAAAAUGGUUCUGAGGACAUUCCGGUAGAGGAGCUGACAGCAGGCAGAAAGUAUGAGGAAGGUCUGACAAUUUUGGAGGCAUUAUCGGCGUCUGGUCUCCGAAGCAUCAGAUAUGCCAAAGAAGUGCCAGGAGUGAGGGAAGUUAUAGCCAAUGAUAUCUCAGCAAAAGCAGUGUCUAGUAUUCGAGGCAACGUUGUGCACAAUGGGGUGGAGCACCUUGUCACAACUAGCCAUGAGGAUGCUGUCAUUCUGAUGUACAAGCACAGGCAACCCAGUGAGAGAGUCAGCGCCGUGGAUCUCGAUCCGUAUGGAUGUCCAUCCCCCUUUCUAGAUGCAGCUGUGCAGUGUGUCAGUGACGGGGGUGUUCUGCUAGUGACGUGUACUGACAUGGCUGUGCUGGCAGGAAAUUGCCCUGAAACAUGCUACUCCAAAUAUGGAGCCAUAUCUUUGCAUAUCAAGUCAUGUCAUGAGAUGGCACUGAGGAUAGUGUUGCAGUGCAUAGAGUCGCAUGCUAACCGGUAUGGUCGCUACAUUGUCCCACUGCUCUCUAUCAGCGCAGACUUCUAUGUCCGUGUGUUUGUAAGGAUCUUCAGUGGGCCAGCCAUAUGCAAGAAGACGACAAGCAAAUUGGCGCUUGUGUUCCAAUGUACAGGUUGUGAGACCCUCUCUCUACAGCCUCUUGGAGUAUCCCAUCAGUACGGGGACAAGCCACACCAGUUUAAAUUCACAUUGCCACAUGGCCCCCCAGUUGGAGCUUUGUGUCAUCACUGCAGACAUAAGCACCAUAUGGGAGGGCCCAUCUGGAUUGGACCUCUGCAUGAUGAGAUGUUUGUGUCACGACUGGAGCAGUUGGCCGCAACAGGCGAGUUUGGCACAGCACGCAGAAUGCAAGGUGUGUUGGCCAUGGUUCGAGAAGAGCUUCCAGAUGUCCCGCUGUAUUACACGUUGGAUAGACUCUGCUCUGUCAUUCAUGCUGAGUCAAUUCCCAUGAUGCAGUUUCGAUCUGCGCUGAUGAAUGGUGGUUACCGUGUGUCGCUCUCACAUGCCAACCGCAUGUCUGUCAAGACAGAUGCCCCAGCCAGUUUUGUGUGGGACAUAAUGAGACACUGGGUUAAGCUGCACCCUAUUCGGAAGUGCCGUCUUCAGGGUGUGGCAGCCAUUCUCCUGUCCCAGGAACCCACUAAUGAGAUCAACAUGGAAGUGCGGUCUGAUGCAAAUCCUGAGUCUCGCGAGAAGGGUCUGGCACGUUUCCAGGAGAACCCCCAGCGGUUCUGGGGCCCUGGCAUGAGAGCCAGAAGCAACAUUCAAGGAGAAGACAAAAUGGAGAAGAGCAGGAAGAAUCAGGGGAAGAGGAACAGAUCAGAGGCAGGAAGUCCAGUGAAGGACGGCUGUACAAAACAGAUGAAGGGAGAAGAGGAACAGUGGUGCACCUAGGUACACAAGCUUUGUUGGAUUUUGUUUCUCAUGGUGGUGACUGUGAAGAGUACCAUCUUCUGGGGUGGUGAGAGGUUUGCCAUUGAAGAACACAGUGUACUUGAUCUUAAAGUAAAGGAUUAACUAUGUAUUGCUCAUGGGACAUUGCCCAUUGAGGAUAUUCUGUGUGGGGUGCUGAAGGCAUUAGAUGCUGUGCUUAGGAAGGCUGCUGAGGAGGUCUGGCAGGAUCCUGAAAUAUUCUUCAAGUGCAGCCAUUUUGGUACAUCCAAGAAGAUAAUGCUGUUCACUUGUAUGUUGUUUCGUGAAAGUGUGAAGACUACACCACUCGAAUGAAAGUAGAAGAACGAUUCAUUGGAUUUUGUGCUCUCAUGGCUGUGACUAUGAAGAAUGUGGCCUUCUGGGUUGUGACGCUGUGUAGUUCAGAGACAGCCCAAUGUUUUGGAGG
Molecule: messenger RNA, 2464 nt
Organism: Cryptotermes secundus
Lineage: Eukaryota; Metazoa; Arthropoda; Insecta; Blattodea; Kalotermitidae
Gene: Trm1
Product: probable tRNA (guanine(26)-N(2))-dimethyltransferase
Exons: 11
Coding region: 226-2019 (597 amino acids)
Biological process (GO): tRNA N2-guanine methylation
Cellular component (GO): nucleus
Molecular function (GO): RNA binding
Source: RefSeq, a predicted model, not a curated record